AUGGGAUCUAAGUGUUUUGUUUCCAUUUAUAUUAAACACUGGGAAAUUCAGAAUGAACUGAGUGACCAAGAACAUAUGAUUGAGUUGGAACUACCCUACAGUGGUGACACAGAAGUGAUUCACAAGCCUGUCCAAGCUAUCACAACUGGAAAAAAUGUGACUCUCUUCUGUCAGUUGGCCAAAAAUCAUGAUAUUGUUCAAGUCACCUGGCAAAAAAACCAAACCAACAUAGCAACUUACAGCAAGGCUUCUGGCGCUACAGUGCUGAGUAACCAGAGAAAUAUCCAUCUUUCCCCGAGUAAUUUGACUUUUUCUGCCAUCACUUUCAAUGGGGUGACAUUCAAGGAUGAAGGCUGUUACAGCUGCAUCUUCAAUACAUUUCCCUUAGGACCUAUUUCAGGCAAGACAUGUCUCAAAGUCUAUGCUCUAACAGAACCUGAAAUAAAUGUAAGGCAAGUUACUAAUCCAGAUAAUAUGGAAGAAAUAAGAGAAAUAAACUGCUCAGUAACAGGAAGACCAGCUCCAGUAAUUACUUGGAAGACGAAGAAAUCUCUUCAGAUAAAGCCAGAAUUAUAUAUGAUCCCACACUCAAAUAAGACAGUAACUGUGAUCAGCACAUUUACUCAAGUCUUGUCCAAGACAGUCUCAGAAAAUUCAGUAAUCUGCGUUAUUCAACAUCCAUCUUUAAACACUUCACAAGAGUUGACAUUACAUGAAACUGUAAUCAAAAAAGCUCAAAACAAACCUCAAAGAAUUGUUAUUGCAGCUAUCUGUAUACUGGUUUCCCUAUUUCUCCUGGGGCUAUUUAUCUUUUUCAUAUACCGGCAUAGGAGACGAACACUAGUAGAAAAAGAGCAAGAUCUUCCAUGCUGGGUUGUUCCACUUUGUUCUGGAAGAACAUUAUGUAGAAAAAAUGGCUACACAAAGAAAAGAGCCCCUGUGAAAUCUGUCACUGAAGAAAAGGUUCUGGACACAUGA
Molecule: messenger RNA, 978 nt
Organism: Protobothrops mucrosquamatus (brown spotted pit viper)
Lineage: Eukaryota; Metazoa; Chordata; Lepidosauria; Squamata; Viperidae
Product: OX-2 membrane glycoprotein-like
Exons: 5
Coding region: 1-978 (325 amino acids)
Molecular function (GO): cell-cell adhesion mediator activity
Source: RefSeq, a predicted model, not a curated record